Molecule: messenger RNA, 1341 nt
Organism: Penicillium nucicola
Lineage: Eukaryota; Fungi; Ascomycota; Eurotiomycetes; Eurotiales; Aspergillaceae
Exons: 5
Coding region: 1-1341 (446 amino acids)
Biological process (GO): cellular response to ionizing radiation; DNA repair; mitotic intra-S DNA damage checkpoint signaling
Cellular component (GO): checkpoint clamp complex
Source: RefSeq, a predicted model, not a curated record
AUGACCUCGCUCUCACUAUCACUGGGCCCGGCAGCCUUGGUCAGGCUUCACGACGUCUUGAUAUGUCUAGCCAAAUUCAGCGAUACAGUCGCUAUAGAAGCAGAACCAGACCUUCUUCGCCUAAGUGCUCUUAAUUCCACCAAGACGGGGUUUGCAUCCUUCGCCUUUGAGAAGGAUGCUUUCUUUGAAAGUUACUCAUUCAGUGCGCGUGGUGAUGGUCGCAGUGGAAGCGGUUCGUUUGACCGGUUCUUCUGCCAGAUUUAUAUCAAGGCACUUCUAUCUAUAUUCCGUGGAAGAAUUGAUAGAAAUAAAGAUACGGCCGUGGAACGUUGUGACAUGGAACUUCAUGAAGAUUCGCAGCAGACAGAGUGUAGAUUGACGGUGAAGAUGAUAUGUGGACUUGGUGUGAUAAAAUCAUACAAGCUCACAUAUGAGCCAGCUGCAAUCCAGCAUGCCGUCUUCGACAAAUCAAAGGCCACAAGCUUGUGGGCAGCCGAUUCAAAAUUCAUCAAGCAGCUCAUCGAUCACUUCAGUCUAUCAGCAGAACAAUUAGACAUGUACGGUGACUCCGGGAGAGCGGUAUUCACAAGUUUCACGACAAAGAUUAUGGAAGGCAAAGAGGUCCUAAAACAUCCUGUCCAUACUUCUGUCGCAGCUGACAAGCGCGACUUUCAAGACUAUAUGGUUGAAGAAAACAUGCAUGUGGCAAUCAACCUGAAAGACUUCAAAGCCAUAAUCGCCCACGCAGAAACAGCAAACGCAACCGUAACAGCACGCUACACGCGACCCUGCAAGCCCCUGCAACUGGAAUACAGAUUCGAAGGUGUAAACGCCGAGUUCACAAUCAUGACUCGCGGCCAAGCAGAUAACGAAGACGCUCCGACCUCUUCACGUGCUACAAUUCCCCGACAAACACCCGCUCCGAUCCCAGUCUUGAGCCACACUCGAACAAGACCCUCGGCGCCGAAUACGCAAAUGCCCCCGCCUCCGCCACGGAGUAGAUCCAUUCGUCCGCUUAACGGUUCAUCGACUCAGGAAAAUCUUUCUCAGCGGCGGGCCGGGUCGGAAAGACCGCUUGCUUCUGGCCUUUCGAUGGAAUUCGACAGUCUUUUUGUCCCUGCAGAUGACGAUCGACAGUGGGAUGAGAUGAACGAAGAACAAGAAGCAGAGCCGCAGGAUAUCCUUGGGUGGGAUGCGUCUGGGACGCAAGAUGCAUUCGGUGCUUCGCUGCACGAUACCGAGCCUGCGUUUUCGAAACAAGAUGAAGAGCCUGAGGAUGAGAUGGGCUUGCCGCCCACGCAGCGUCUAUCUCAAGUUCGGCACUUGGGUCUUUUCGAUUGA